Messenger RNA from Mesoplodon densirostris (Blainville's beaked whale), 1178 nucleotides. It is a transcript of the gene LIME1, whose product is annotated as Lck interacting transmembrane adaptor 1. Lineage: Eukaryota; Metazoa; Chordata; Mammalia; Artiodactyla; Ziphiidae. Gene Ontology annotation, cellular component: B cell receptor complex. Gene Ontology annotation, molecular function: protein kinase binding. Gene Ontology annotation, biological process: regulation of transcription by RNA polymerase II; regulation of MAP kinase activity; T cell receptor signaling pathway. The record is from RefSeq and is a predicted model, not a curated record.
GUCCCUCAGCCCCCGGCACCCUGUCUUCUGCCCCCAGGCCCAUCCACGGCUUCGCAGGAUGAGGCCACAGGUACCCUCGGCCCCUCCUGCCCUCUGGGGCCUAGGGCGCCUCCCCCUGCUCCUCUGGCUGUGGAUGUCGCACACAGCGUGCCACAGGAAGCGGGCACAGAGGCAGCUGUCUGGGCCGCAGGGCAGUGUAAUGCCAGCAGAAGUGGUGAGCCAGGGUGUCCCUGGGGCCAGCAGGGGACCGGCCAGCCUUCCUUGCCCCCAGUCACUGCUGAGACGACCCCACCACUGCUCCCUCGGUAAGUCGGACACCAGACUGCAUGAGCUACACUGCAGCUGGCCCUGCAGCAGAGCCCCACGGCCUGCCAGCAUGGAUCUGCACCCGCAAUGGCAGGAGGCAUCCAGAGGCACGACGACCAGGCCCCCGGCAGCCUUCCCACACCAGGAGCUGCCCCUGGCCACGCCCUCCACCGACCCUGAGGCCACCUAUUCCAACGUGGGGCUGGCUGCCAUCCCCAGAGCCGGGCUGGCAGUCACCUCUGGGGUGUGGGCAGGGGCACAGCUGACCAGCAGCUGUGCCAGGCCUGGUCCCAAGGCCAGACCCGUGGUGGCUGAGUAUGCCUGUGUCCAGAAGCUCAAGGGAACAGAUCGGGGCCCCCAAGGCCUGGAGCAGGGGAAAGUUGAGGCGACCCCAGCUGCUCAGGUGGACAUCCUGUAUUCCAGGGUCAGCAAGCCUAAAAGGAGGGACCCAGGACCUUCCACAGACCAGCCAGACCCCAAGGGUGGGGAAGCGAGUUUGGCUCUGGGGAGUGACCUGGCCUACGAGGUCCUCCCUCUCAGGGGCCUGGGCGCGGACAAGAGCCUCCUGGAAAACGUGUAUGAGAGCAUCCAGGAGAUGGGGGUCCCUGGGCACCUGGAACCCCCCAGCUCCAACUCCUACCAGGAGAGGCAUGUGCAGGGCAUGGAGACCCCCUGCUUCCUGUCUAAGCCUGGGAAGGGGUCUUCAUCCCUUCUCCCUUGAACACCCAAGUACAGAUGAUCCUUCCUCCAGAGUGGGGUGCGACCCCUCACUUCCCACAGAGUCCCCUCCCCCACACGCGGCUAACAGCACGAAUUCCGGAUAGCAGUGCUGUCAGCCUAUGGGAUCCCUGGGGUCCUGGCUGCCAUGUUCU